Molecule: messenger RNA, 7508 nt
Organism: Portunus trituberculatus (swimming crab)
Lineage: Eukaryota; Metazoa; Arthropoda; Malacostraca; Decapoda; Portunidae
Product: phosphatidylinositol 4,5-bisphosphate 5-phosphatase A-like
Exons: 10
Coding region: 283-1521 (412 amino acids)
Biological process (GO): phosphatidylinositol dephosphorylation
Cellular component (GO): cytoplasm; plasma membrane; ruffle
Molecular function (GO): phosphatidylinositol-4,5-bisphosphate 5-phosphatase activity
Source: RefSeq, a predicted model, not a curated record
CCAGGGGAGUGUUUGAGUCGCUAUUGAUCGCGUGGUACGGUGUGGUGUGUCGUGUGUGGUGUGUGGUGGUGAGGUGUGUCAGGCCAGGUACUGCUCACCUCGGCCUUGAGUGUCGCGGUAAGGUGUGGAUGGACCGUGGAGGCGCAGCUCGCGGGAAAGGGGUGGCUGUGCUGUUACUGUGGUUGUUGGCGUUGUAUGUAUGUGUGUGUGUAGUGACUCAAUACAUGCUGGAGGUUGUCAGAUUCACUUAACACACUUGCUGUGACAAGGAACACACCAGACAUGGAGACCAUAAAAGUGGCCUGCUACACCUGGAAUGUGGAGACAACGUGGCCUGACCAGGACCUGCACUCCCUGCUGGGGGUAAGCAAAGGUCCCGUCAUCAAGCGAGGUCUGGACGCUGCUCUGCCGGACAUUUACAUUAUUGGGCUGCAGGAGGUGAAGUCACAGCCUCAGAAUGUGAUCAUGGAUGCACUAUUUGAGGAGCCAUGGACCAACGCUCUCAGGGAAGUGGUGGGGCCACACAACUAUGUGAGAGUGACCGGCGAGAGACUGCAGGGCAUUGUCACCAACAUCUUUGUGAAGAGACACCACCUGCCCCACCUCAGGGACAUCCACACCUCUGUUGUCAGGACUGGCUUUGGAGGACUGUGGGGUAACAAGGGAGCCACCAGCAUCAGAUUCUCCUUGUAUGGGUGUUCAGUGUGUGUGGUGAACUGCCACUUGGCCCCACACGAUGCCGGCUACAAGGAGCGUGUCGACCACUUCAAUGCCAUUGUGGAUGGCACUCAGUUCCCGGUUCAGGAGACCAGCAACAUCCUCUACCAUGAUUAUGUGUUUUGGCUGGGUGACAUGAACUUCCGGUUUGAGGGACACAUGACCACAGAAGGCAUUGCAAAGUUCAUCACAGACAACAACUGGUCGAGGUUGGCUGAGGUGGAUGAGCUAAAGCAGGCACAGAAGAGUGGUGACGCCUUCUCCAUGUUCACCGAGGGACCUCUCACCUUCCCUCCCACCUACAAGUACUUGGAAGACACUCAGGAGUAUGACUUGAUGCGGCGGCCGGCGUGGACAGACCGCAUCCUCCACCAGGUCCAUGUUGAUGCCUAUGAGAACGUGAAGCUUGGCGUGGAGCAGACAACGUAUGAAGCAGCUCAGGAGUACAGGCAGUCCGACCACCGGCCAGUCCGAGCUCACUACAAGAUCAAGAUGUUUGCCAACCACGAGGAGCGCUGCGUCCACUUUGAGCAGCCAAGUUCGUGGGUGAUCGGUGAAGGUGGUCUGGUCAAGUUCACACUCGACUCAGAUGUGGUCACCUCCCCUGCUGACUACAUUGCCAUCUAUAAGGUUGACUUCACCUCUGUGCACCAGUACGUGAUCUACAUGUACCUGCCACAGCCGCCACCAGGAGCCCACAGCCACGCAACUUUGAGUUUAUGUUCAAUGACGAGCUGCUGCAGGAGGCAGGAAUGUACCGGCUGCUGUACUACUCCGGCAAGUACAGCUGCUACCUGGGCAUGAGUGACCCCUUCCCUGCCCUGCCUCAGUCAUAGGGAGCUGGUGAGUCCUCGUAGGGUGGCCUCUUUUAUGCUAUUUGAAACCUCUUCUUUAUAGACUUCCAAAUUGAUUGGAUCUUUUUUCUCUUUAUUAUGUUUGAUGUAAUUUUAGUAUUGUGAUAAUUUAUUGAAACAGCAAUACCACUGUUAUGAUUAUGGAAUCUUAUUAUAUAUAUGUACAUAUAUACAUGUUUAUAUAUACUAUAUAUAUAUGUAGGUAUAUAUAGUACAUGUAAUGAGUGGUUGCCACAUUGUUUGGCACCAGCACUGCACAAAGGUACUAUAUCAGUUACCAGAUAUUGAAGUAAUGCUGAAUGACACACCAGGUCUGUCUGUCUGUCUGUCUGCCUGCUGGGACAAUUCUCUGUUGCUCUGACAUGUCAUAUAUCGCGCCGCCUGCAGCACAGGAACUUGUCGUCUGCAGGGACAGAGUUAAGCAGGGAUGCUGUUUUUAUUUGUUGUUUUUUUGUCAAUGUAUUGAAUUGAAUACAGUGGUCUAUUUUUAUUUCACUGUACUGUUAUUUUAAUUGUUUUAUCCAUUUGUCAUUAUUCUUGGAAAUAGUUAUAAUGUUUUUAAAGUUUAAUAAUGUUGUUAAAGCGUUACAAUUUCUGGGCAAUGCAGCCUUUUUCUUUGAGCAUGUUGUGUUGGCAGACGUGUGUGGUAGCACUAAGUAACAUGGGGAGUACUUCUUCCAUUAUGAGAGUGGACCAUUGAAUGAUGAGGGAACCUGUUGAGUGGUGACACACUGCACUCCAGACAGCUGUUCUCGAGUACCCUGGGGAUGACUUCACCGCUGCCUUGGUGGGCUUGUUGGGCGUCAGGAGGGUGCAUGGCUCUGUGCCGUCACUUGUCUUGAUCUCAAGUCUGCUGUGGAAAGGGGUGGAGUUAUCAGUUUUCUUUAUGUACAAUCAUAGGCAAUACUUGAGUGACUUUCCAGAUUGUCUUUCACUCAGUGUUGAGUUUCAUUGCAGUCUUGAGUCCUUUGAUCUCUUGUCAGUCUUACAAACUCCAAUUAGUAGUUCACCAAAUAAGAGGACACAAUAUUGACAGUGAAGUGCAAGACAGAGGGAAUGAGUGGAGGUUUCUCAACAUCUAAUUAUGACUAUACUGUUGUUCAGAGUAGUGAUGUUGUUAUAUUAUUGUACUGAAUUGAUGUAAAGCAGUUUGUCUUAAUUUGUAUUCAUAUCAGCAUGGAAUACCUUGGACUGAGAUAUCACUACUUGAUGCAACCAUACACAAUGCUUUCUCAGGAGCUACCUUAUGUAGGCUGACUGUCUCUUGAAGUCUCCUUACUGUUGUCGUAAGUUUCUCAUUGUGUCUAAGUGGAAGGUCUUGGUUGUACAUGACUUGCAUAUCCAGAGUAACUGCUCACUGACAACCACAUGCAUAUCUUGGGCAGUGUGGCCAGGUGACUCAACAGGUCUUGCUUCUUGUGCAGCCUAUGUGUACAAGUUAUCAUUCAAAUUUGUAUAAGAUGAACAUUUUCUUUUAUUUCAGGUACAAUGUUGUUAAUAAUGAGUAGUGUGUAGCAUUGUAUUAUUUCAAGUCAGCAGUGUGUGUUAUUGGCUGGACUUUUUGUUUUAUUGAAGGUAUUGCUUGAAAGUGAGAGGUUUGUGUACUAAGUCAUUGCUUCUUCAUUGGUUUGUAGAAUGUAGGAAGUGUAGGCAUUUCUUGUUGCACCAUUUCAUGUGAGAAGUGUCGUUGAAUCUACACAGAAAUAUGGUGCAUAAAUCUCUUAAUGAGACGACUGUAGUGCCUCAGACUGACUCCCUUAAGCCUUCAGUAACUCAUCGCUUCAUUUCUCUGCUGUUGAGUGUUGACGAUUGAGGAGGAUAAGGAUGAAGGGAUGAUAGGGACAACUGCUUGGCAAUGUGAGGUGAAGGAGAAGAACAUGGAAGGCUCUCUAGCAGGGAUGUUUGUAAUUGAGAUACAGACAUAUUUUAGGAUUGUAUUAUAACAAACACUAACAUAUAUGGAACAUUCAUUUCUCUUUGCUCUCUUUUAAUGUAUAUGUUUUCAGUUAAUGUUUACUUCAACUCCAAGCAUCUCUGAUUAAGGUUAUUCUCAUUUGAGUUGCUUUACAUGAAACACUAAUGACUAUACAAACAGGAAAAGUGUUCUAGGUUAAUAGGUUACCGGGUCCAUUUGAACUAUUAAAGACUUUCAUUUGAUUUGCAUGAAACACUGACACUUGAUUCUGUGGAGAGGGGAAAGUUGUAGUAAUAUUGUGGGGAGGGGGGGUUGCAGUGUGGUGUGGGUGUGGGCAUUAGUUCAAGUGGUGUCUGUAAAGAGUAGUGUGGGGUGUGGGGUGUAUGGUGAGCUUGCCAUCUUUGUAGUGUGGUGAGGAGGUGUGGCUAGUAGCACAGGAGCCAUCUUUAUUGUAGUGUGUGUGUGUGUGUGUGUGUGUGUGUGUGUGUGUGUGUGUGUGUGUGUGUGUGUGUGUGUCAUUGCAAACCUGUGAACUAGAAAGGAAAUGUCACACUUCAAAGAUUUGUGUUCUCUUCGUUGCAACACUCGUGGAAUAUUUGUUGUUGGAGCUGGUGACUAGUGACUAUAACCUGUUUUUGAAGGAAGCAACCCUAACCAAAGGUACUUAAUACUCAGUUGCCCCAAAGAAUAUAAACUGUACUUUCUAUAACCUCAUAACCUGUCAGGCUUUUGUCUUUACAGCCGCUACAAGUCUUAAGACGUGUCAACUGUUACACUGAUUCUGUUCUGUGUUGAUCAUUGUGAAGGCAGUGUUGGAGAUUAGCAAUGAGCUCACCAGCCUCUCUGAAUUAUCUCCCUUUGUCUCGGUUAAAUGCUUUCUUCACACUGACAGAAGAAAUAGUAUGACAACAGUAAUAAUAAUGUCUAUAUACUGGAACAACAUUUUUCUUUUAUUUAUAUUUGUUCAUUUAUUCAUUCAUUUAUUCAUUUAUUCAUCUAUUCAUCUAUAUCCAAGAACUAGCUGCUUUUCAUGUGUGGAUUGUUGUCUGAGGAAAUAUAAGCAAGUAGGCUGACAUUGUUACUGUAGAUGGUUACAACAUGAAUAGACCUUAACUCAACAUUGAAUUACUCAUUCUAUUUACAAUUCUGUGUCAAGUUACCAGGAUGGUUUUCCUUACAGUGUGAUUUUGUUGCACCACACAGGCCGUGCUGUGUGUGUGUUGACAAAUAGAAAUGAAUUGUUCAUUUACACUGAUUUGUAUCAGAUAUGGUUAGUUACUUAGGAAGGUGUGAUUUCCAGGUAUGAGUUAACUCAUCACUUAUAGUCUACCACUACUACUCCUUUGCCAGAUAAGCUACAGUAGUACAGAGUUUGAUGUUUCUCACAAUAACACUCAAGGGUAUUGUUCAUUUGUAAACCAGAGUUUCCUUGUGACUGGGUCUGUAAAAAGAACAGAUAGAUUUAUGUGGUAACAAGUCAGAUGCUUUUAGUUAUAAAGGUUUUGCACUUUGGCAGCUGGGGGAAGUGCCUUCUUAGGGUGAGUGGGUGGUGGGGCAGUAAUGGUGUGUCCUGAGAACAGCAGGCGGUGGCUGUGUGGUCUGUAGUGGGGGAAACAAGUUUGCUUGCAAUUGAAUAGAAUGAGUGGCAAUUGUCACAUUGGACCAUGUAUCAGUCCUUCAUGGUUUGGAGCUGGACAAUACCCUUAGAUUCACUAGUCUAAAGGAAUCCUAGAGUAGGAAACAGGACUUGUAGUCUUAUAACUGUUUAGCGCCAAGAUUGUUGUUCCAUUGCACUGGGGACGGUGUAGACACUGCAGCGUAUGGUGAGGGAGCACACCAGGCUGGCACACUGGAGGCAGGCUGGUAAUGGAGGGCUGCCUUUGUACCACCCAUACAGUGGCAGCUUACUGUGCGAGUAUACUGUACCUACACUCUAUGCUGAUACAGUAUAUGCUAAUGGAGGUUGUAUUGUUAAACAUGGUGAAAUGAAGAACACAGAUGUUAUUAAUGGGUGAAGCAGUCUGUAUAUAGAAUGUGUGCACCAAGUAAUAAUUGUAAUAGAGUAGUCAAUUCUCACUUCAGUCAGUGGUAUGGCUAGAGAGAGAGAGAGAGAUAAGGAGGUGAGGAGCAGUUAGUACAUAUGAUAAAUCUGGUAUCCACAAUGAGCAGCAUGUCAGUGUGGUCAGUGUGUGCACCUUUUACCUGUUGUCUUGGCUCACUAGAGGGAGAUUGUGCUCUGCUUUGAUGUGGUUUUUGUCAUGAGUGCCAUGGAAGGCCAGUACAAUUUGCAACUUUUAGUAUUAAUUUAUUGAUGAAAUGUAAUAAUUGACGAGAACAUCUUAAUAGAAAUUUCACUUUUGUAUGAGUCUGGCCAUUUCUUUUCGUAAUUAUUUUCAGUGACACUUGUAUUGCUUAUUAUAACUGUAUGCAUUGGCUUGCUUUAUUCAGAAUGCUGUUUUUAAUAGGAAAUAUACAUAACUGAAUCUUGAAUUGCAAAAAUUUUUUCAAUGAGUGCUAUGAUGCGUCUUAAUCUUGUGUAGCAUCAUCGUCGUCUUAGUGAGUGAGUUAAGGUAAUGAACAUGCAACAGUUUCUCCACCAAUCUUGUGCAAGCUCAGCCUUCCACCCACUCCCUGCCACUGCCACUGCCACUGCUACUGUGUGCGGGAGCAGUGCUGGGAGCUGGUGGAGGGGAAAAUGUUACUACUUGAAUGGCAGCCUUGAAACGAAACACAACAGGUACUUUGAACCAUUAAAUGACCCUCUGUCUUCCUUGUCUUGAUAACAGACGAACAACCAGAGAGAAGGGAAGGGUGUUGCUGCACUAGGUUAAACCAGGCUGAGAGGGGAAGGUGUUGGCUGCAAUAGGUCACAAUGGGAGAAGGCUUUUGAACAUUAGGGUGAUAGUAAUGACGGUGGAAAGGAAAGGGUACUGGGGUGGGAAGGAAUGUAAGAAUUUUGCCGCAUUGCUGUGAUGGCUGUGGUAAUGUUACUGUAAGGCUUGCAUGGGCAGACUUGUAACACAACCCAUAAUGUUGCCAGUAUGUACUGUACUAUUAUCUAUGAACUACCAAGCUUUACUAGGAUAAGUUACUACUACUGUACUGUUACUAUAUUGUACAUCUUAACCUUAGUGAAGAGGAUGAGAGUGUCUUGUGAAACUCGUGUUGCUUGACUCUGUGGUGCACUUGAUUCUCCUACAGUGUUUGGAAAGACGUUGCUACUUCUGUGUCAGUUUUGAGCUUUAUGUCUCAGUCGGAAGCUUGUCUGUGAAAGAGUGAGACAGUGAGAUGCGUUUGAUAAAUUUGUAAGUGAAGUGAAAGAUGCGUUAAUUUAUUGUGAGUGUGUGAGUGUGUGUGUGUGUGUGUGUGUGUGUGUGUGUGUGUGUGUGUGUGUGUGUGUGUGUGUGUGUGUGUGUGUGUGUGUGUGUGGAGCAGGUCAUUCUUGGUCAUUACAGUGUGAUUUGUUGGGUCGUGUUUAUUUGUAUUGUUUGUUGUUACAUACUUUUUAUAAGAUUUGUGCCGUGAUGCUUAAUUGACUGUGUUUUGCGUCAAUGGUUUUUAAAGAGGCUUAACUUUGAGACAUGUUUUAGUUUACUGCGAUCCUGAUUUACUAUUCUGUGUUUAUCUUGUGGGAGUAUUUUAUUUAUCUAUUGCAAUCUUGAUAUAUUAAUUUAUUUGUAUGUAUUUAUCUUAUCUCUGUUAUGAUAUGCUAUAGAUUCAUAACACAUAACUUUGUAUUUCCUAAGCUCACCAACCAUUUCCUGAUGUUAUGUUGGUUAAUAGUUUAUCAGGUGACAAUGGCAUGGCAAUGACCUGAUCUGACCUCUCCAAGGGUGUGCAGGUGUCAGGGUCAAGACAGGCCUUGUUAUAUUCCCGCACUAGUCGUUGGCCAGAUAUGACGCUCGUUUACCUGUUGGUUCUAUGAUAGAGUAAGACGUGUACUUAAAUGUGUUCACUGGCAUUUGAACGACUGUUGUUUAUAUCAUAGUUUAUUCCUCGGAAAUAUAUAUAUGUCAUUACUA